AUGCCCGAGGUCGAGCCCAAGGAGGAGGGGCUGUCCCCAGCCGAUGCCGAGCCCAGGGCACCCGCUGCGGAGGAGCGCGAGCCGCCCCGCGUGCCGCGGGUGUCGCCGGAGCCGAAGGCCAUGGUGUUCCCUGUUCGGAGGGCCAGCGAGAUGCGGCCGCUGAUGGCCAUCGGCGAUCCCGACGAGCCCUUCGCGCGCCGCUGGGCCCGCCGAGCGCUGCUGGGGGCCGUGGCGGGCGCCACGGCGGCGCUGGCGUGGGACGUGCACGAGAAGGAGUGGUCCUGCUACCACACGUGGUCGACGGCCCUGACGCAGUACGCCCUCUUCAAGGCCACGGGCCUGGUCGGGAGGUGGCGGCUCUGGCAGCUGCUGAGGGACGCCGAGGGUGGCGAGGAGGUGCAGCGGGCCCUGCUGGCCGAGGUGCUGCGGGCGCACCAGGGCACCAGCUACGGCCGCGACCGCGGCCUCGUCGGCGUCUCCACCCUGGAGGGGUUCCGCCGCGCGCACCCCGUCACCAGGUACGCCGACUAUGCGGACUACGUCGCCCGCACUUGCGACGGCCAGGAGGGGGUGAUGAUGCUGGGCCGGCCCAGCAUGAUGGCGACGACUUCCGGCACAUCCGGGCAGCCCACCCUGCUCCCGCACACGGAGGACGCCUCCAGGAGACUCCUCGCGCGCGGGGCGUGCGUCGCCUUCGCGGUCCUGGAGGCCGAGUUCCCGGGCGCGGUGCUGGAGCUCCGGCGCUCCGCGAGGCUGGCCUUCCGCGCGGGGCGACACCGGCUGCCGAGCGGGCUGGAGGUGGGCAGCAGCUCGUCGACUCCAGACGACCCGGGGUUCCAGAGGCUGCUGUGUGCGCGGACCAGCCCGCUGGCGGCGUACCAGGUCGAGAAGGCGCCCGAUGCCAUCUACGCCCAUGCCCUGUUUGCGCUCAAGGAUGCCAACCUGGGCAUGCUGGAGGCCGACUCCGCUCAGGCGCUCGCCCUGUUGCUGGAGUCUGCGAGGGACCACCGACGCAGCCUGGUGCAGGACCUGCGCAACGGGCACAUCUGGGACCGCCACCUGGUGGACAGCGCGCCCGCCCAGAUGCAGCUGCGCGACGCCAUCGACGCCGGCCUGCGCGGCCCGGACCCGAGGCGCGCCUUCGAGGUCGACCGGCUGCUCCGCGAGGAGGCCCCGGCGACCAGGAUUUGGCCGAAUUUGCAGGUGGUGCUGGCGGCCGACGACGGCGCGCCCGUGCCCGCGGCCGCGCGCCUGAGGGAGCUGCUGGGCGACGGUGUGGAGGUGUACUCCCCGCUCUUCGUGGCGGGGGGGGGGCUGCUCGGCGUGAACGUCACACCCCGGCGGCCCUUCGGCGCGUCCACGUACCUGCUCGACCCCCGCGGCGCGUUCGUGGAGCUCCUGCCGCUGCGGUGGCGGGGUGUGGAACGGCCUCCGAGCGAUGCACCGGUUCCCUCCUGGGAGGCGGAGGUGGGCGAGGCAUACGAGAUGCUGGUGACCACCCGCGAGGGCCUCUGCCGCUGCCGCCUGGGCGACGUCGUGCGCGUGCGCGGCCGCCUCGGGCGGAUGCCGCUCGUCUCCGUCGAGCCGGGCGCGUGCCCGGCUCCCGGGCGCGCGGCGACCGUUCCUCCGUGA
Messenger RNA from Prorocentrum cordatum, 1632 nucleotides. NCBI's taxonomy places the organism in Eukaryota, Dinophyceae, Prorocentrales, Prorocentraceae. The record is from the annotation of a GenBank genome assembly.